AUUGUUUGCAAUACGAGCAACGCCACUGCAUAAAUGCGCAAGAUUGCAAUGCAAUUACAUACAUGUAAAUAUGAGUGAACGCACUCAAUUGCCUAACCGUAGCCUCAACAACAGCAACAACAAUAACGGACAUGUCCAGCGGGAUACCAACGUCGUCGGCUGCGCCGCCAGUUUGGAGCUGUGACACGCACAGGCGCAGCCAUCAUCAACAGCGCGAGCUGAAACAACAACAUCUCCAGCAUUCCACACUCCAGACGGAGCUGCGACGCGCCACCAAUCAUUGGUUCCAAGCCAAAAGCGACGAGUGCCUGCAACUGCUGGUGCAAAUAUGCGUCCAAAUCCUGCAGCAUGGCCUGCUCCAGCCAACGGACGUCGGAACGCUGCGUCUUAUUGAGGACUUUGAGUUUCUGCGUCUCACGGAUCGCCAGUCGCCGCCGCCGCCUUCAUCUGGAACUGGCAACGUGACCGUCAGCGUGGGAGAGUUCUUGGCGCAAUGGGUGGCCAGCUGUCUGCGUGCGCGUUGCCUGUCGCGUUGCGUGCAGUCGCUGGUGGCGGACAAGGAGCUGCUCGACUGUUACUAUCAGCGCGAUGUGGCCUAUUUGCGGCACAGCGGCUAUGCGGCAGCGCUGUUUGUCUGCCUGACGGCCAUAGAGCUGGACCAGAGCAGCCUGCUCAGCCAGCUGGAGCCGUUAAAUAAGCGGCGCCAUCGACGCACCAGCUCACAGCCCAAUUUCAGCAUAACCCAGCGUUUGCAUGUGGUGCAGGAGGAGGAGCAACAGCAGCAGCAUCAUCUUAAGUUACCGCAACGUCCACGGCCGUUUCAGCUGCUGCGACGCAUCAAAAGUUUGCCCUGCCUCUAUCAGAACGAUUGCAGCGUGAAUAGGUGGCCGCCGAGUGCCAAGGCUGGGCCGGCUGCACGGCGGCCGCGUUGUCAGACCUACAACAGUCCGUGCGCCCAUUGGCGCAGUCAACGCAAGGAUUCGGCACCGUUGAGCGGCUCCAGCAUCAGCACUGCCAGCAGCUGCAGCCAGGUGGCAUCGCCCGCGUCGCGCCGCAUACAGCUGAUCAACUGUGACGACAUCAAGAUCUGGACGGAUCAAACGGACAGCAACAGCGAAUCGCCACCAGCUCAUAUACCGGCAACGACAAAGCCAACGACGCAGUGCUCGAAGCGCGGCAGUCCGCUUAACAGUUUUCUCAGCAACCUGUUUGGCUCGCCGCCCGUGUACACGAGCUGGUAUAGCAAGAGUCUGGGCCAGGAUGAGGAGGACAGCAGUGUGCUGAUGAACAACUUUCUGCCCGUGAAUGGACGCAAGCUGGACAAGCGGCAGCGGCAAUCGCUAUUCGAAGGCGUCAGCAUGCUCGACUACAACAAUUGUCAGGGCUCAACGGCGACAACGACGACCACAGCGCCGCUGGACAUAGUGGGCGGCAGUCCAGCUGGCCAGGCACAUGGCAGCGCCAGCUGCAGCACCACAUCCUGCAGCCUGAGCAGCGAUAGCCAGCAGAGCAGCAGCGGCAACAAGCUGGACAAUCAGAGCCUGGCCGCAUUUCUGCAAAUGUCGCGCAACACGCACAACAAUACCGAACUGGAGAAGGAGAAUGCCCAUUUUCGCAUCUCGGAGGCAUGCAUUGCGGCCAUCGAGCAUGUGAAGUGGAGCAGACGCGGCCAGCCAGCGGAGAGUGCGGCCAGCAGUGCGGUCGCCGAUGCAGAUGCCUUGCUGAUACCCUACGCGGAGCAGCAGAAUAGCAAUUGUAAUUGUAAUAACAGCGCCGAGGCGGUGGGCUUGCAGCUAAUCUCGCGCUUCAAUGAUCAGCAGCUGCCCAAAUUGGGUGAUCUGAAAUGGCUCGUUUCGGAGCAGGAUGCGCCCCAACAGCUGCUGCCAUUGCCCAAGCUGCAGGAACAGCAGCAGCAACAGCUGGCCAGCGAGACAAGCCUGACGCGUGGCACCAAAACAUGGGCGCCACCGCGUCAACAGAUCAUCUUUACGGAGCACGCGCCUGCCAGCCGUUCCCAGCUGUUGGCCCGCCAGAAUUAUCGCUGCGCCGGCUGUGGCAUGCAUGUGGCUCGACAGUAUCAACAAUACUUUCGAUAUUGUAAUUAUUUGGGCAAAUAUCUGUGCACCGGCUGCCAUCGGAACCAGCUGUCGGCCAUACCUGCCAAGAUACUGCAGGCCUGGGACUUUCGCUGCUAUGCGGUCAGCUCCUUUGCGUAUCGCCUGAUCGAGCAGAUGUACACGUUCCCGCUAUUCCAUGUGCCAGACCUGAAUGCCCAGCUGUAUGUCAAGCAAAAGCUUUUGGCCAGGGCACGACGUCGUCGGCUCCAGCUGAAAUAUGUGCGCGAUUUUAUUGCCGCUUGCCGUUUUGCCACCAGGGAGCAGGCGUUCUUUAAUGCGGUGCCGGCGCACAUUACCAAUGAUCCGGACAUGUGGUCCAUGUGUGAUUUUGUCGAUGUGCAAAACAACAGCAUGUGCCGCUCCAUAGAGGAGCUGAUUGCCCUCAACGAACAGCAUGUGCACGGCUGCGUGCUCUGCACUGGUCGCGCCUUUGUCUGUGAAUAUUGCAAGAGUCGGCAGCUCAUCUAUCCCUGGCAGCGCAAGGUGCAACGUUGUGUCCAGUGCGGCGCCUGUGCCCACUACACAUGCUGGAAGUCCAACACGGCGGGCAGCUGCUCGCGCUGUGAACGUCUGCAGGGACGAAAGCGGGAGGCCAGUUAGCGCGCAUUAUCUAGCCAAAUUUCGAGCAAUUUCAAUAUAUUGUAUAUAAUCCUGUAAAUGAUCAAAACUGUUUGCAAAUGUACCUCAAGCGAAUGACGGCCGAUUCAAGUUGAUUUUAUAAAUUAUACAAAUAUUUAUUUUAUUAUAUCAAUCAA
Molecule: messenger RNA, 2872 nt
Organism: Drosophila montana
Lineage: Eukaryota; Metazoa; Arthropoda; Insecta; Diptera; Drosophilidae
Gene: Rubicon
Product: rubicon
Exons: 4
Coding region: 132-2717 (861 amino acids)
Cellular component (GO): intracellular membrane-bounded organelle
Molecular function (GO): phosphatidylinositol phosphate binding
Source: RefSeq, a predicted model, not a curated record